AUGCCCAGCAAAACCAAGUACAACCUUGUCGACGAUGGUCACGACCUGCGGAUCCCCUUGCACAACGAGGACGCCUUCCAGCACGGCAUCUGCUUCGAGGCCAAGUACGUUGGAAGUCUGGACGUGCCGAGGCCCAACAGCAGAGUGGAGAUUGUGGCUGCCAUGCGCCGGAUCCGGUAUGAGUUUAAAGCGAAGAACAUCAAGAAGAAGAAGGUGAGCAUUAUGGUUUCAGUGGAUGGAGUGAAAGUGAUUCUGAAGAAGAAGAAAAAGAAAAAGGAGUGGACGUGGGAUGAGAGCAAGAUGCUGGUGAUGCAGGACCCUAUCUACAGGAUCUUCUACGUCUCUCAUGAUUCCCAAGACUUGAAGAUCUUCAGCUAUAUUGCUCGAGAUGGUGCCAGCAAUGUCUUCAGGUGUAACGUCUUUAAGUCCAAGAAGAAGAGCCAAGCCAUGCGAAUCGUCCGGACGGUGGGGCAGGCCUUCGAGGUCUGCCACAAGCUGAGCCUGCAGCACACACAGCAGAAUGCUGACGGUCAAGAAGACGGGGAGAGUGAGAGGAACAGCUGCAGCUCGGGAGGCCCAGGCCGCCAGCUCACCGGGGCCGAGAGGACCUCCACGGCCACCGCAGAGGAGACGGACAUCGAUGCGGUCGAGGUCCCACUCCCAGGGAACGACGCCCUGGAGUUCAGCCGAGGCGUGACCGACCUUGAUGCUGUAGGGAAGGAAGGAGGCGCCCACACAGACCCCAAGGCCUCGCCCCACCCCCAGGAGCCCAUGCUGACAGCCUCGCCCAGGAUGCUCCUUCCCUCCUCUUCCGCGAAGCCCCCGGGCCUGGGCGCGGGCACGCCGCUGUCCACCCACCACCAGAUGCAGCUCCUGCAGCAGCUCCUCCAGCAGCAGCAGCAGCAGACGCAAGUGGCUGUGGCCCAGGUUCACUUGCUGAAGGACCAGCUGGCUGCUGAGGCCGCAGCGCGGCUGGAGGCCCAGGCUCGUGUGCACCAGCUCCUGUUGCAGAACAAGGACAUGCUCCAACACAUCUCUCUGCUGGUCAAGCAGGUGCAGGAGUUGGAGCUGAAGUUGUCAGGACAGAAUGCCAUGGGCUCGCAGGACAGCUUGUUGGAGAUCACCUUCCGCUCUGGAGCCCUGCCCGUGCUCUGCGACCCCACGACCCCGAAGCCGGAGGACCUACACUCGCCGCCCCUGGGCGCGGGCUUGGCCGACUUCGCCCACCCAGCGGGCAGCCCCUUAGUCGACCACAGCAUGUUUGAGAACCUGAACACAGCCCUCACUCCCAAGCUCCAGGCGAGCCGCUCCUUCCCCCACUUGUCCAGGCCGGCGGCCCCCAGCUCUGCUGCUCAGGGGUCUGCGGAGUCCGGGGGGCCUGGACUCUGGGUGGGCAGCAGUCAGCACCUCAAGAGCCUGGGCAAAGCGGUGGGGGCCAAAGUGAAUGACUUCCUGCGGAGAAAGGAACCCUCGAGCCUGGGCAGCGUGGGCGCGACAGAGGUCAACAAGACGGCGGGGGCCCAGCUGGCCAGCGGGGCUGACGGGGAUGACGGAAGGUCAGCCCUGCAAGAAGCAUUCCCUCGGCUGGAUCCUCCACCUCCCACCACCAGGAAGCGAACCCCUCGGGCCCUGAAGACCACCCAGGACAUGCUGAUUUCAUCACAGCCUGUCCUAAGUAGUCUGGAGUAUGGGACAGAGCUAUCAUCUGGGCAGCCCCAGGUCUUGUCUCCCACCCAACCCAGCUCAGCCGAUGCUUCCCAGCCAGAGGCCACCACGGAGGUGGUGGACAGGGGCGAUGCUCUGCCGAAUGGAGAGGCUUCCGUGUCAGUACCUGACCUCAUCCACAAGGACAGCCAGGAUGACCCCAAACUCAAGGCAACUGAGUGCCGAAGGGCCUCUUCCCCUGGCCUCAUGGAGAGAAAUGGCCUCAAACUCAGCCUGAGCCCCGUCAGCCUGGCCGAGUCUCUGGAGGACGGCAGCCCACCUCCCCGGGCGCGGACCUCCAGCGCUGACAAUGAGGGCCCUCACCCAGACCUGCUGUCCUUUGAGUAG
Molecule: messenger RNA, 2052 nt
Organism: Rangifer tarandus platyrhynchus (Svalbard reindeer)
Lineage: Eukaryota; Metazoa; Chordata; Mammalia; Artiodactyla; Cervidae
Source: the annotation of a GenBank genome assembly